AUGCCACUACGCUGGCAACAACCCGCCGUCGCCCUGGGCGCGCGUGAACGUGGCCGUGAGGGUGCGCCCCCUAAACGAGCGCGAGUCAGAGACGUCCAGCAUCGUCUGCGCUGCGUGGGUGACGACAGGUGCCUCGGGUUAAACCCCAAAGCCGUAGCCGAGUCCGUCAACUUUCGAGGGCAGCAGGCAUGCGCGGGUGUCGUCAAGCCACACAAGGACUAUACUUUCAUGUUUGAUAAGGUCUUUGGUGAAGAUAAGAACAGUAAGUACAAUUGUGAGCGCACCACCAAAGAGAUGCUCACGACGCUUCUUGACGGCUACUAUUGUUCCGUUUUCGCCUACGGUGCAACCGGAACUGGCAAGACGUUCACCAUGCUGGGCUCCGAGGAUUGUCCCGGGUUGGUCUCCCUGACGGCAAGUGAGCUCUACCGGUGCGUGGAUAGGCUCCGCUCCAACAGCCAGUCAUGCGACGUUGCGGUCGCCUACAUGGAAGUCUGCAACGAGGUGGUACGCGACCUGCUGUGCCCCAAAGGACCGUCAUUGGUCGUGCGGGACGACCCAGCCAAGAGCAUCGCCAUCUCCAACCUUUCUAUUCACAACGUGAAGGAGUCUGGGACACUGUUCGAGUUCCUCCAGAAAGGCAACAGGAACAGGACACAGCAUGCCACCCAUUUCAAUUCAGAGUCGUCGCGGUUUCAUACAAUAAUUCAGAUUUACAUAACGCAGACGGAGAACGUGACCAGCACGAGCAAAGAGAUUCGCGUCUCCAAGGUGAGCUUUGUCGACCUAGCUGGCUCGGAACGUGUCGCUGCCGGGAACAAAGACAUCAAGGACCAGAUACGCGAGGGCACCAAAGUUCACCUGUCGCUUCUGACCCUGGGCAACUGCUUUGAUGCCCUCUCCAAGGGUGGGGCUCAGUGGGUUCCGUACCAGGACUCUAAGGUGACGCACAUCCUGAAAGACUCUCUGGGUGGCACUUGUCGCACCCUCUUGAUGGCUUUCGUGUCGCCUUCCAAGCUCAGCUACACCGACACCCACAACACUCUCAAGUAUGCCGUGCGCGCCAUGAAGAUCGAACUGCAGGCCCAGAAAAAGGUCCACAACGUCAACGCACACACGCCUAUGUACAGCUCCCUCGUAGAGGAGUACAAGCGAAAGGUGGAAGGCCUUCAGCGCAAGCUCGACAAGGCAGAAAACGAGAAGUCCAAGCUCGAGAUCCAGGUGGUCGAGCUCAAAAAGAGCCUCGCGACGGCCAAGGACGCCCUGCUCCAAGAUCAACAUACUGACGCCGGCAGCAUCGUUCCAGCUUCGCAUAACGAUGCCCUGUCGACGACGUCCGUCCUCUCACUGACCAUCGAGGCGAACGAGCGCAGCGACGACAGCAGGACGGCCUACUUUCUCGACACUACCAGAAAGAUCUAUGCAGCACGAGCGGACAUCAUUAGGCAGAAAUGGGAAAACGAAAACAUCCUUCGCGCCAGCGUGUUGAAGGAGAACUGGAAAUAG
Messenger RNA from Rhipicephalus microplus (southern cattle tick), 1506 nucleotides. RefSeq names its product kinesin-like protein KIF18B. NCBI's taxonomy places the organism in Eukaryota, Metazoa, Arthropoda, Arachnida, Ixodida, Ixodidae. Gene Ontology annotation, biological process: microtubule-based movement. The record is from RefSeq and is a predicted model, not a curated record. Gene Ontology annotation, molecular function: ATP binding; microtubule binding; microtubule motor activity.